CUCUGUGCCUGGAGGGGAGCCGUCGCCAUCUCCCGUCUCUUGGCUUCGCCAGGGCCCACCGGAGAGAGCUGACCCCCGGGUCCUAUAAUCCUUAUGGGGGACCAACUUUGUACCUCCGGGAGAUCCACGCUCCAGCCUGGAAACACGCGGGAAAUCAAGCCUCCAAAAAAGCGCUGCCUCCUAGCUCCACGUUGGGAUUAUCCAGAAGGAACCCCCAACGGAGGUAGUACCCCUCUCCCUUCCACACCUCCUCCACCAUCACCGGGCCUGAAGUCGCACCCAUCUUCUCUGGAGAAAUAGUACAAUAUACUUCUCUCACCCCAAACCAGUCUUUGAGGGAUUGCAGUAUGACUCCAUUUCCUUGGUGCAUCCAUAAAAUAUUCAGUGAAGACAAUGAAGAUUAUUGACAACGCUACCCUGCUUUUCUGAUGUCCUGCUUCAGGAAGUUGUGAUUU
This is a messenger RNA of Physeter macrocephalus (sperm whale), 455 nucleotides long. RefSeq names its product negative regulator of P-body association (gene NBDY). Lineage: Eukaryota; Metazoa; Chordata; Mammalia; Artiodactyla; Physeteridae. The record is from RefSeq and is a predicted model, not a curated record. The transcript is spliced from 2 exons. The coding region runs from base 94 to 300 and encodes 68 amino acids.